Boleophthalmus pectinirostris (great blue-spotted mudskipper) is the source of this 1208-nucleotide messenger RNA. It is a transcript of the gene cops5, whose product is annotated as COP9 signalosome subunit 5. Gene Ontology annotation, cellular component: cytoplasm; COP9 signalosome. Gene Ontology annotation, biological process: protein deneddylation. NCBI's taxonomy places the organism in Eukaryota, Metazoa, Chordata, Actinopteri, Gobiiformes, Gobiidae. The record is from RefSeq and is a predicted model, not a curated record. Gene Ontology annotation, molecular function: deNEDDylase activity; protein binding; metallopeptidase activity. The transcript has 8 exons. The coding region runs from base 129 to 1130 and encodes 333 amino acids.
CCACUGUCAUGGCAGCGGUUUCCCGAUAGAGUGUACGACUACGGCUGCAAAAUAUUUUACGAAUUAAAUAUAUUGUUCAUACUGAUACUCCAGCUGUUUAAGAUCUAUUUUAGGGGCUUAGUUUGGUAAUGGCUGGGAGCAGCACGGCACAGAAAACAUGGGAGCUAUCAAAUAGCAUGCAGGAAGUUCAAAGUAUAGACGAAAUCUACAAAUACGACAAAAAACAACAACAAGAAAUCCUCGCAGCAAAGCCAUGGACAAAGGACCACCACUAUUUCAAAUACUGCAAGAUCUCUGCAUUGGCCCUAUUGAAGAUGGUAAUGCAUGCACGGUCUGGAGGAAACCUAGAGGUGAUGGGUCUCAUGUUGGGAAAAGUCGACGGAGAAACCAUGAUCAUAAUGGACAGCUUUGCCUUACCCGUGGAGGGCACAGAGACCAGGGUGAACGCACAGGCCGCUGCUUACGAGUACAUGGCAGCCUACAUUGAGAAUGCUAAACAGGUUGGCCGAUUGGAGAAUGCUAUCGGCUGGUACCACAGUCACCCUGGCUACGGCUGCUGGCUCUCAGGCAUCGAUGUCAGCACUCAGAUGCUCAACCAACAGUUUCAGGAGCCUUUCGUGGCUGUUGUGAUCGACCCUACUCGAACUAUUUCAGCGGGAAAAGUCAACCUUGGUGCCUUCAGAACUUACCCAAAGGGUUAUAAACCUCCAGAUGAGGGGCCCUCUGAAUAUCAGACAAUUCCCCUGAACAAGAUUGAAGACUUUGGAGUACACUGUAAACAGUAUUAUGCCUUGGAGGUAACUUACUUUAAGUCCUCCCUUGAUAGAAAGUUGCUGGAGCUGCUUUGGAAUAAAUACUGGGUCAAUACUUUAAGCUCCUCAAGUCUUCUUACGAACUCUGACUACACCACAGGCCAGGUGUUUGACCUGUCAGAGAAGCUGGAGCAGUCUGAGGCUCAGCUGGGCAGAGGCAGCUUCAUGCUGGGCUUAGACACGCAUGACAGAAAGUCAGAGGACAAACUGGCUAAAGCUACACGAGAUAGCUGCAAGACGACCAUAGAGGCUAUUCAUGGUCUCAUGUCUCAAGUCAUUAAGGACAAGCUUUUCAAUCAAAUCAACACGUCCAACUAAAUUUGAACCAUUUAGCAGUUUUUACCUCAACAUGUCUUGUGGUGCAUGUACUUACUCACAUUAAACCAGUAUGGCAUA